Messenger RNA from Diuraphis noxia (Russian wheat aphid), 1568 nucleotides. Its product is annotated as medium-chain acyl-CoA ligase ACSF2, mitochondrial-like. The record is from RefSeq and is a predicted model, not a curated record. NCBI's taxonomy places the organism in Eukaryota, Metazoa, Arthropoda, Insecta, Hemiptera, Aphididae. Gene Ontology annotation, biological process: fatty acid metabolic process. Gene Ontology annotation, molecular function: medium-chain fatty acid-CoA ligase activity.
AUGCUUAAAUUAUCAAAGUUAAAUGAUCUACGGUUUGGUCGUAACACAGAUUUGUACCGACUGAAGGAGCGUUCGACUUCCACCGAGGCAAUGGAUGCAAAUUUCAUAUUUGCAAUGUCCAAAGCAGUGAGUUCAGCCGGAAAUAUUACCCUAUUCAUUUCGCAAUGUGUAUCUCUAAUUAAUUUUAGGCAAUCUAAACCAGGAUUUUUAUGCAAUACGCUGUUUUGUUAUCACAAAUUUUCGAGGAAUAAUCACUGGUCGAAGUACAGUUACGUGAACGGGGCCUCGAGUGAUCCGCUCAAAGCUUAUACGAUCGGAGGAAUUUUCAAUGACGCCGUGCAACAGACUCCGGACCGCGAGUUUCUCGUUAGCCGRCACGAGAACAAACGAUACACGUUCGCUGCCGUGGAUUCCGAGGUGGAUAAGCUUUGCAGGAGCUUUAAUGYCAUUGGCCUCAAGCACGGUGACCGAGUCGGAAUAUGGAUGCCAAAUUGCGCAUUUUACUAUACGGUGAUUAUCGCAACAGCUCGUCUUGGACUAAUUUUGGUAAACGUCAAUCCAGCUUAUCAGAGCGAUGAACUGAAACACAGCUUAACGCUGGCUGAAGUGAAGUGCCUGGUGACCUUAGAGAAGUUUAAGACUCAAAAUUAUCCAAAAAUAUUGGAAAAGGUAGAUCCGGACAUUUGGAAGCGACCACCCAAUACACGGGUUGAGUCRAAAACGUUGCCCACGCUGGAAUCGGUUAUUUUUGAUUCCGAAAACCGUUUUAACGGUGCCUUUAAUUUACAAACGUUCUUGGACCUGGGUUCAAAUACAAACUAUAGUAUUCCUAAAGUUCAACCAGACGAAGGAUGCAAUAUUCAGUUUACUUCAGGUACUACUGGAAAGCCAAAAGCAGCAAUGUUGAAUCACUUUGGUCUAAUUAACAACGCCUACUUUAUUAUGAAGCGUUUAGGGAUCUACGAUGAUAAUAUCAAUAAAGGUGAAUUACAUAAAUUCUGCUGUCCAAUGCCUUUGUUUCAUGCUUUUGCUUUAUCCAUUGCCGUCGUUGCACCUAUGGUUACCAAAUCAACAGUUUAUUUACCGUCAGCCCAUUUCGAUCCGAAAGCUACAGUCGAUGUUCUUACGAAAGAAAAAUGUACAUUUAUAUUUGGUACGCCUACGGUACAUGUGGACACCAUGUCCGCUUUCGAAAAACUUUCACCAGAAUUACAAGAUAACGACAUUAAGCUCGCAAUCACCGGUGGUGCCCCGUGUUCUCCGAUUUUGAUGUCUAAGUUCAAGAACAUGUUUCCAAACGCUAAAAUAUUGAGUUUGUUUGGGAUGACAGAAACUAGUCCCUGUACGUUUCAAAAUUUUCUAAGCGAUUCAGAUGAACGAGUACAGUCGACGAUGGGUUUUAUACAAGAUCACGUGGAGGCAAAAGUGGUCGAUACCAAUGGCAAUAUGGUACCGUUCGGAACUCCCGGAGAACUGUUGAUUCGCGGUUACCUGAACAUGAACGGUUACUUUAAUGAUGAAGAGAAGACAAAGGAKACGAUUGAUUCGAACGGGUGGYUACACACAGG